Messenger RNA from Saimiri boliviensis boliviensis (Bolivian squirrel monkey), 4242 nucleotides. It is a transcript of the gene ZMYM1, whose product is annotated as zinc finger MYM-type containing 1. NCBI's taxonomy places the organism in Eukaryota, Metazoa, Chordata, Mammalia, Primates, Cebidae. Gene Ontology annotation, molecular function: protein dimerization activity; zinc ion binding. The record is from RefSeq and is a predicted model, not a curated record.
GGCCGUUUUGCUUCGAGGAUCGUUUGAGAAGCCUUAGGCGGCGGGUGUCUCUGGAAGAAAUUAGUCACUACAGAACUUCUCCAUCUUCUCUGCUGUUUUCUGAAACAUAACCAAGUCCUUGCCUGACAAGAACAAUAUCUGAGCCACCUGAAUCUGGAAACUGUUCUUCAGGAAGAAAUCCUUUAGUUUGGAACUGGAGGAUUCCUUUGCAUCAGAUACUGAAAUGAAAGAACCAUUGUUAGAUGGUGAAUGUGACAAGGCAGAGGCAUCACAGCUGGGGCUGCUAGAUGAAAUUAAGACAGAACCCGACAAUGUUCAAGAGUUUUGUCACGCCCAACAGUCCAGAACUCAGGAGAAUGAACUGAAAGUAAACACUGUGUUUUCAGAGAGUGCUUCACAGUUGACUGCAGCCGUUCAGCUUUCCCCGGCAUCAUCCGGCAUGAAUAAAAUGCUUCCUUCAGUUUCAACCACAGCUAUUCAGGUUUCCUGUUCCGGUUGUAAAAAAAAUCUCCAGAAGGGGGAAACUGCUUAUCAGAGGAAAGGAUCUACUCAACUUUUCUGCUCCAUACCAUGCAUCACUGAAUAUAUUUUAUCUGCCAGUUCACCAGUUCCUUCUAAGAGAACUUGUUCAAACUGCUCAAAAGACAUUUUAAAUCCAAAGGAUGUGAUCAGUGUCCAGCUGGAAGAUGCUACCUCUUGCAAAACUUUUUGCAGCCUGUCUUGUCUUUCAUCAUAUGAAGAAAAAAGAAAACCAUUUGUUACCAUAUGUACUAAUAGCAUUUUGACCAAGUGCAGCAUGUGCCAGAAGACUGCUACUAUUCAGUAUGAAGUAAAAUACCAGAAUGUGAAUCAUAAUCUUUGCAGUAAUGCCUGCCUUUCAAAGUUUCACUCUGCUAACAACUUCAUCAUGAACUGCUGUGAGAACUGUGGUGCCUACUGUUACACCAGCUCUAGUCUGUCCCAUGUACUUCAGGUGGAAGGACAGUCUCAUUAUUAUAAUAGUUCAAAGAGUAUUACAGCAUAUAAGCAGAAAGCUGCCAAACCACUUACAUCUAUUCCUUGCAAACCAUUGAAGCCCUCAGAUGAAAUGAUUGAGACUACCAGUGAUUUGGGGAAGACAGAGCUUUUCUGCUCUAUUAAUUGUUUCUCUGCAUACAGUAAAGCUAAGAUGGAACCUUCUUCAGUAAAUGUUUCCACGGCACAUGAUACUUCAACAGAGCUUCUUUCUCCAAAGAAAGAUGCAACUCCAGUUAUUAGCAAUAUAGUGUCAUUGGCAGACACUCAUGUUGCCUUACCCAUCAUGAACACUGAUGUCUUACAAGAUACAGUUUCUUCAGUAACAGCAGAUGUCAUUGUGGAUCUUUCUAAGAGUUCACCUAGUAAAUCCAGUAGUGGUACUGCUAGUAAUAGUAUGGAACAGCCAAGUCUUUCACCAUCUUCAUCAGUAUUCAGUCAGCAUGCAGUUGGUUCCAGUGUAGAAGUACAAAAAGAUAAAGUAUCAAACCAGGAUCAUGCAUGUAAUAUGAAAAUAAGUGAUGAACCAUGUCACCCAAAAUGUACAUCCAAAGUACAGAAAGUUAAAGGUAAAUCACGAAGUAUUAAAAAAUCUUGUGCAGAUUUUCAGUGUUUGGAAAACAGUAAAAAAGAUGUGACAUUCUGUUAUUCAUGCCAAUUGUUCUGCCAAAAAUAUUUUAGCUGUGAAAGAGAGUCAUUUGCAACCCACGGAACUUCAAAUUGGAAAAAAACUCUGGAAAAAUUCAGAAAGCAUGAAAAAAGUGAAAUGCAUUUGAAGUCAUUGGAAUUUUGGAGAGAAUACCAGUUUUGUGAUGGAGCUAUCAGUGAUGAUUUAUCUGUUCAUUCAAAACAGAUUGAGGGAAAUAAAAAGUACCUAAAGUUUAUAAUUGAAAAUAUUUUAUUUCUUGGGAAGCAGUGCUUACCCUUAAGAGGAAAUGAUCUGUCUAUUUCAUCUGUGAAUAAAGGCAAUUUUUUAGAAUUGUUAGAAAUCAGAGCAAAAGAUAAAGGAGAAGAAAUAUUUCGACUUAUGAAUUCACAAGUUGACUUCUAUAAUAGCACACAAGUUCAAAGUGAUAUUAUUGAAAUAAUAAAGACUGAAAUGUUGCAGGAUAUUGUGAAUGAGAUCAAUGACUCCCCAGCGUUUUCAAUAAUAUGUGAUGAGACAACCGAUAGUGCCAUGAAAGAACAGCUUUCAAUUUGUGUGAGAUACCCACAAAAAUCAGCAAACACAGUCUUAAUUAAGGAAAGAUUCUUAGGUUUUGUUGAUACUGAGGAGAUAACUGGGACCCAUUUAUAUAGGACUAUCAUAACUUAUCUGCAGCAGAUUGGGGUUGAUAUGGAUAAAAUACAUGGCCAGGCCUAUGACAGCACCACUAAUUUGAGGAUAAAAUUUAAUAAAAUUGCAGCAGAAUUCAAGAAAGGAGAACCAAGAGCUUUAUACAUACAUUGUUAUGCCCACUUUUUGGAUUUAGCAAUAAUUAGAUUUUGUAAAGAAGUAAAAGAACUCCGAGGUGCUCUAAAAACUCUCAGUUCUUUGUUCAACACUAUUCGUAUGUCUGGGGAAAUGUUGGCAAAUUUUCGGAACAUUUGUAGGCUAAGUCAAAACAAAACAUGCAAGAAACAUAUAUCACAAUCAUGUUGGACAGUCCAUGAUCAUAUAUUACUAUCUGUGAUUGACAGUCUUCCAGAGAUUAUUGAAACAUUGGAAGUUAUAGCAAGCCAUUCUUCAAAUACAAGUUUUGCUGAUGAAUUGAGUGAUUUGCUGACAUUGGUUUCCAAAUUUGAAUUUGUCUUUUGUUUGAAAUUUCUGUAUCGAGUGCUAAGUGUUACAGGAAUUCUUUCCAAAGAGCUUCAAAAUAAAACCAUAGACAUUUUUUCCUUGUCUUCAAAAAUAGAAGCAAUUUUGGAAUGUUUAUCAUCUGAAAGAAAUGAUGUAUAUUUUAAAACAAUCUGGGAUGGAGCAGAGGAGAUAUGUCAAAAAAUAACCUGUAAAGGUUUUAAAGUUGAAAAACCUUCUCUUCAGAAAAGAAGAAAAAUUCAGAAAUCGGUAGAUCUUGGCAAUUCAGAUAAUAUGUUUUUUCCUACUUCAACAGAAGAACAAUAUAAAAUUAAUAUCUAUUACCAAGGAUUAGAUACUGUAUUACAAAAUUUAAAAUUAUGUUUUUCAGAGUUUGAUUAUUGCAAAAUAAAGCAAAUUUCAGAACUGUUAUUUAAAUGGAAUGAACCAUUAAAUGAAACAACAGCAAAACAUGUUCAGGAAUUUUAUAAACUUGAUGAGGACAUUAUACCAGAACUUAGAUUUUAUCGACAUUAUGCAAAACUCAACUUUGUCAUAGAUAAUAAUUGCAUAAACUUCAUCAGUCUUGGCUAUUUGUUUAUUCAGCAUGGUCUUCACAAUAAUAUUCCUUGCCUCUCAAAGCUAUUAUAUAUUGCUUUGUCUUGGCCAAUUACUUCAGCAAGUACUGAAAACUCAUUUUCUACCCUGCCUCGUCUCAAAACAUAUUUAUGUAAUACCAUGGGACAAGAGAAGCUUACUGGCCCAGCCCUAAUGGCUGUUGAGCAGGAAUUGGUAAAUAAACUAAUGGAGCCUGAAAGACUCGAUGAAAUUGUGGAAAAGUUUAUCAGUCAGAUGAAAGAAAUAUAAUACUGGCUCAUUUGAACUUAAACUAAGAGACUUGUAUUUCUGUUGGAAUGUUUUUAUUUCAAAAUUGUUCAAAAUUCAAAAACCAUAGAAUGAUAUACAGUGAAGUCUCCUUCCCUCCUUUGGAACUCAUUUUCUCUUCCUGAAAAGUGUUAUCUGUUCCUUUUCCUAAGUGAUAUUAUAUAGUGUACACUGUUCUUCAGCAUGUCUUUUCCAUGUAACAUUUUUGAGAUUGUCUCAUGUCAUUACAUGAAGAGUUUAUUGAUUCUUUGUCUAUAACUGCAGAUUUGGUAUGAAAAAUGUAGAGUCUACUGUAAUAUAUUUGAGCAGUCCCUACUGACAUUUUUUUUUCUAACCUUUGCUAUUAUAAAUAAUGAUUCAUUUUAUAACCUUGUAUGUGGGUCAUAUUGCACCAUGAGUAAGUUACUCUAUGCUGUAAAUAUAAAAUUAGAAUUACUGGGUCAAGAUAUGUGCAUUUUUACUUUUGAUAGAUAUUGGCAAGUUGCCAUCUAUAAGGAUCGAGCCAGUUUGCAGCCCCACCCACAAUGCAUGAGAGUGCCUAUUAAAUCUUUAUCAGUGUUAUCAAA